AUGGAAGACUACUGUAACCAUCUGUUGCAGUAUGGAAAUGUGGCAAAAUCUCUGCCGAAAGUUGGCUACGUUAAAUCCAUGGACGUUUAUAUGGUGUUAUCUACGGGGUAG
Molecule: messenger RNA, 111 nt
Organism: Strongylus vulgaris
Lineage: Eukaryota; Metazoa; Nematoda; Chromadorea; Rhabditida; Strongylidae
Source: the annotation of a GenBank genome assembly